Carassius gibelio (silver crucian carp) is the source of this 2131-nucleotide messenger RNA. RefSeq names its product receptor-type tyrosine-protein phosphatase eta. The transcript is spliced from 7 exons. The coding region runs from base 49 to 591 and encodes 180 amino acids. Gene Ontology annotation, molecular function: protein tyrosine phosphatase activity. Gene Ontology annotation, biological process: negative regulation of MAP kinase activity; protein dephosphorylation. Lineage: Eukaryota; Metazoa; Chordata; Actinopteri; Cypriniformes; Cyprinidae. The record is from RefSeq and is a predicted model, not a curated record.
UGUAAGUAACUGUUUUAUUAUCAAUCUAAUCAUUUUUAAUUUUGAAACAUGAUUCUUUACACAUUAUUGUAUAUUUUAUACAUUUUUAUUAUGGUACACAGUAAUAUUGGUUUGAGAAUAGAAGAUUAUGAAGAGUACUUUAAGCAGAAACACAAGGAUUCGAACUGUGGUUUUGCAGAAGAGUAUGAGGAGUUGAAAACUGUUGGAACGGCACAGUCGAAAAACAUUGCCCUGGCUGUUGAAAACAAGCCAAAGAACCGUUACAGCAAUGUGCUACCUUAUGAUGCUUCAAGAGUGAAGUUAUCAGUGUGUGGCAGUCCCUUUGAUGAUUACAUCAAUGCCAACUACAUCCCAGGCUACAAUUCAAGAAAAGAGUUUAUAGCAGCUCAGGGUCCACUGCCCGUCACAGUGAAUGAAUUCUGGAGAAUGGUCUGGGAGAAGAAUGUCUUCACCAUAGUGAUGCUGACCAGAUGCAAUGAGAUGGGACGAACACCUGGUCAGAGAACACAUGGACCAAUACUCACGCCACUCUCCAACUGUGGUUCAUUGCAGUGCCGGUGUGGGAAGAACAGGGACCUUCAUCGCCAUUGACCACCUGACCUUCCAGAUUGAAAGAGACAGCAUGGUGGACAUCUAUGGAAUCGUUAAUGAUAUGCGCAUGCACAGGCCUCUUAUGGUGCAGACUGAGGAGCAGUAUGUUUACCUCCACCAAUGUGCGUAUGACAUAAUUCGAUCAAGAACUGGAACCAAUGUGGACUUAAUUUACCAGAACGCAGAAGCUAUCAGCAUCUAUCAGAAUUUAGAAUAUCAUAAAUCAUAAAUGUCCAUGGCCUCAAGAUAGCCGUUGCCCAACAAUCAGAGAAAUUGAAGACUGCAGAAAUUUAAGCAUACUUUAAGUUUCACACACACACACACACACACACACACAUAUAUAUAUAUAUAUGCACACAUCACUGGAUGUAAUUCCUUUCUUACAAUACUCAAAGCUUUUGAGUAAUAUUUGAAUUUUAAUGAAUACAUUUAAAAGGUUACACUGGAAAAAUACAGCCAUUUUCUACGAUAAUAAUUUAAAGUAAACAGCAAGUAAUUGUAUUUAUGAUAUUUCAAUCAAGAGAAUUUCGAUCAAGAGAUCUUUAUUUUUUUAUCUUUAUGUCCAAAAAGACAUAUUUGUAUAAUUUGACAUAAUAUAUUUAAUGCAAUAUCAAACAUCUGUACAUUUUAGUACUGACAUGAUUGGGGGCCUUCUCAGGGUUUUAAAAAAAAAACAUUUCAAUGUUUAUAUCUUCAAAGCUAUUUAGAGAAAUAUAAUGUAUCAUGUUUUUUUUUUCUUUUUUUCUUUUUUUUUUAACACUCGAAGGCACUUCCAAUCUAUCAGUGUACACGAUAAAAAUGUUAAUACUGUUUGCUGUUAUAGUAAUAAUUAGACAUGAAGAAAAUAGGACGGUUAUGGUACAGUUAACAAUUAUUAUGUUGUAGAUUUUGCAGUGUGCAAGAAGCUCAACCUGACCUGCUGUGCUGGAUACGAGAAUUUUCUUGGGAAUUGUAAUUUAUGUUGCAUUUUGUUUUUAUUCAGUUAGUGUCAGCCUUUUAAUUUGAUAAGACAAGCAGCUUUGCAUGAUUGCUAAUGGCUAACAUAACCCAAAUUAUGUCUGAAAUGUAACUGUAACUGUACAUUAAUGUCCUGUUUACUGCACAUUUGUUUAAAAGCAAUCACACUUUCAACUGGGCAGUUAUUAUAGUGAGCACAUCUGGGAAUAGCUACACUCUUUUUUUUCUUAAUUUUAUAAAGCACUGUUCAAGAUAUUUUUACUGUUGAUACUUUUUUUAUGAUCAAUACUUGGAAUACUUUUAUUUAAUGUUUUAUUUGUAUUUGAACAACAGUGCACUAGCAUCACUUUCAAACUGGAGACUUGAUGAAAAUCAUUCUCACUUGUUUCUAGCUUCUGUAGCUUUUGUGAACUUAUUUGUGUGUAUGGAUGCUAUUAACAAAACUUAUUUUAUGUAGGAAGUAUCUUUACUGUACCUCUUUUUGUUUUUAUCAAAUGAUGAUCCAUUCUUUGGGAAGCUUCUGAUAAAAUGUCGGAAACAAUGAACACAAUGCAUAUAAAAUAAAUGAAUUUUAAGUACUCUA